Molecule: messenger RNA, 2240 nt
Organism: Oryzias latipes (Japanese medaka)
Lineage: Eukaryota; Metazoa; Chordata; Actinopteri; Beloniformes; Adrianichthyidae
Source: RefSeq, a predicted model, not a curated record
GUUUGCCUUUCGCAUGUUCCGUUCGUGAGUGAGCUUUGUGACUCAGUAUUUACGGUUUGUGUUGGUAACGGGAUUACAUUACACGCAUGUUUGGGCUGCAGCUUCAGCGCAGGCGCAGGCGGCUCCGCAGCAGCUGCCGUCACCUCCUUCUCCUCCUCUUCCUGAGAGGCGCCGCGUUGCUGACUCCGCUGCGGGCUUCCUCCUCUCCGCCAGCCGCGGUUGCCUGUGGACUCUCAGGUAGGACACCGAGCUCACCUGGAGGACUGCGGUGCAGCAGACCUGAGCUGUCGGACUUCUGCUUUGAAUGAACAGAUGUUCCGAUUCUGCAGCCUUCAUCCAUCCUACGGUGGGGGGCGGGGGUGCAGCACAGCUGUGUGAUCGUGCGCAGACUCGCAUGCGUGUUCGUGUGUAACCUGCGUGUCGGUGUCGCCCCGCAGACAGAUGGAUGCCGCGGAUCGUAACUGAGAGAACGUCCUCUCUGUCUCCUCUCCGCCGAGCUGCUGCGGCGCCGCGCGCGCAGGAACGACGUGCGCUCCCUGCAGCCGAAGACUACAGGAAUUCACCCCCCACCCCCCACCCCGCCAGAAGAAUUCUGCCUCAUCAUCUGCUCGCACAACAUGGUCCCAGUGCUGCGCCCCAGGAAGGAUGUGAGCUGAAGCAGCGCAGAGGAGCUGUCCGUCCGUCGUGGUGCUGAUGCGGCUGUGACAGCGCGAGCAUGGCCGCCGGGAAGUUACUGCUCUACGCCGGGCUCUCUUUGUCUCUCUGCGCCCUGGGCAUGCUGGCUGUGGCGAUGUGCUCCGACCACUGGUACGAGACCGACGCCAGGAGGUAUCGGGAGCGGUGCCGAAGCUUUUCGAGUCGCCGCAAGGACCCGGGCUUCAUGUACACCCCCAAUAACAGCCUGCCGCUGCGGGCCAGCCAGAGCGGCGCGGCGCGCUGGGAGGAGCGGCUGCUGCCCGCGCGCAACCGGCUGCAACUGUUUGCCAUGAGCGCCGCGGACGAGUGCAGCCGGCACCACAACUCCACCAACAUGGGGCUGUGGAGGCGCUGCCACCGGGCCGGCUUCGACCACGAGACUGAGGAGCUCAUCAGGAAAGGCUCCACUGCGAGGUGCUCCUACAUCAAGUAUCACUACUCCUCUGCAAGCAUCCCCAAAGACCUCUCAGAGGACACCACCAAACUAAUAAGGCAGGAUGAGUGGCACUCCCUCCACUUGCGGCGGAUGACGGCGGGCUUCAUGGGCAUGGCUGUGGCCAUCAUCCUCUUUGGCUGGAUCAUCGGCCUGCUCGGCUGCUGCUGGGACCGGGGCCUCAUGCAGUAUGUGGCGGGGCUCCUGUUCCUCAUGGGAGGAACCUUCUGCAUCAUCUCCCUCUGCACAUGUGUUGCUGGCAUUAACUUCGAGCUCUCCCGUCACCCACGGAACCUGUACGGCCUGCCCGAUGACAUCGGCCACGGCUAUGGUUGGUCCAUGUUUUGUGCAUGGGGAGGCCUCGGACUCACCCUCAUCUCUGGGUUCUUCUGCACCCUGGCUCCUUCCGUCCAACCAUUACCAAGAUCUACCUGCCCCAAGUCCCGGCAAGAGAACGGCACUGUCUGCUAAAGGAGGAACCACUGACUGAGAACAAGAGGGAAUACAGAUGUCUGUGUUCAUCUGUUUGCUCAUUACCGUCCUACCCUGGUUCUAGUUUUUAUUUGUGCGUGUGUUUAAAAUGGCUGUCUUGAAAAUCUGUUAUCUUGAAAAACAAGAAAAAAACGGAAGAACUUCAGAAGUCUUUAAAAAAGUCAAAAUUGUGCUAAUUUUGAUGAUGUGUGAAAGAUGAACAAAAAUGAACAAUGACUGAGGAAGAUCUUAGACAAUCUCCAUGGAAAGACUAAAUUAUAGAGAGCUUCAGAACUUGAAGGUGGACAAAGUAUUUCAAAGACAACUGCUCUAACCUGCCGAGAGCAGAUCAGACUUUUGGAUUAAGUGACGACCAGGUGGUUCUGCGCUGACAGAUUAGGAGAAUGGAGUUGGAUUUGCAGGUUUGGACUUUAGUUGACUGGAGUGUUUACUCCAAGCUCCUCCAGUUCCAUGUGACAGACGAGCCUUAAGGUGUCAAAGACCUUGACCCGUGUACAAUGUUGUACAGAAUCUGACAAAACAAUAACAUAUGGGAAGUAGACCAUUGUCAUAAGGUUCAGUCCAUUCCACCAGGGAAACAAAUAGGCCUCUUGUCAUUUUAUAAACACAUUUGUCUUUU